AUGUUACUUUGCUUUUUUUUUUUUCUUGCUGUUUCUCCACGUCUCCACUUUUCACUUCACGUUGUAGCAGCAGUAGACUGCAGGGACGGUGUGGAGGCCCUUCCCCAUUGCACCGGAGAUACAAACUGCACGCUUAGCAGUUCACUGCAGCGCCACCACCGCCCUGCCGCUCCCACAAUGAGCGAGUUGGGUGCGUCGACGAGUGAAACGUACACUCAGCAGUCAUCUACGCUCAUCUCCUCCAAGCUGGCACCCUCUGCCGCAGCUGUAUCGGGUAAUCCCGCAGCCACGCCCACAAGGUCAGCUCCGGCUGCUGCAACUGCAACUGUAACUGCAACUGCCGCGUUGGCACCUGACCGCCGAGAGCAGCGGAAGGCGGCGGAAAUGGUUGUGGCUGAUGUGCGCGGAACGGUGGAGUAUCGUGCGGCGUGGGACGUGGAGCUCUGGAAGGCCAUUCAGACUUCGCGGCUGCGGCGGGAGUUAGAGGAGCAGAAAAAGAAGGCUCUCGCAGCGCUGGCAAAGUUUGUCAAGUCGAGGGAGCAACAGGCGAUGGAGAGCUGCGAGCUGCGGGAGCGAGAGAGUGGACGCCGAGAGCAGCGGUUGGUGGAGGAGGAGAAGCAGAUAGAGAAGCGAAAGUGGCGGCUGGCGGAGAUGGAGAAAGACAUGCGAAACAUCCGUCAGCAGCUGGUGGAGGCGCGGCGGCGUGCGGAGGCCGAGGCGCAGGCGGAGGUGAGGCGGGCGAAGGAGGACGCCGCCCACGCGGUGGCGCUGCAGGAGCAGCGCAUACAAGCAGCAGAGGCACACACGAAGCGUGCAGAGGAGCGGCUGCAGCAGACGCAACGCGACUACCUGAUGCUUUCAGAGGAGUUUCACCGCUUCCGCACACGGGAGCUGGCGGCGCCGCCUGAGAAGUCGACCAGUAUUGAGGCGCGGCUGCGGACGGAGUUUGCGAUGGAGCAGCAGGCGUUGCAGGAUCGUCUUGAGCGGCGACACGCGGAACGUGAGGAGCAGCUGACGCGGCGUUGCCGUGAACUUGAAGAGGAAAACAGGCGACUGACGGCGUUGGCCACCAAACGCAAGGAGCAAAUGCGGCGCGGCACGGAAGAGGUGGCGCGGCUCACGUCAGUGAACAACGCUUUAGAAGGCCGACUUAGGCAACGUUCAGCGAGGGACAUUGCUGCGGAAGCCGCGGACGCCAGAAAAACGGAGAAACAAGUGGUGAUGGGCGACGCGACUCCGCAGAUUCCGGCCGUUGAUGUCCUGCCUAUUGCAGAAGAAAUUGAGCGGCUACGUUGUGAGCGUCGGGCGAUUCUGGAGGGCAGCGCGGGGGCGCUGGACGUGGACAGCGACGUGGUACGCUGCUUGGACGCGAAGAUUAACGACAUGCUUGAGCGGCUGAACGGCCGGGGUCCGUCGCUGUAG
Trypanosoma rangeli is the source of this 1422-nucleotide messenger RNA. RefSeq lists its product as uncharacterized. The record is from RefSeq and is a predicted model, not a curated record. Gene Ontology annotation, biological process: centrosome cycle; interkinetic nuclear migration; positive regulation of centriole elongation. The transcript has a single exon. Gene Ontology annotation, cellular component: centrosome; centriole. Lineage: Eukaryota; Euglenozoa; Kinetoplastea; Trypanosomatida; Trypanosomatidae. Bases 1 to 1422 code for a protein of 473 amino acids.